Penicillium expansum is the source of this 840-nucleotide messenger RNA. RefSeq names its product RibD family protein. Lineage: Eukaryota; Fungi; Ascomycota; Eurotiomycetes; Eurotiales; Aspergillaceae. Gene Ontology annotation, molecular function: 5-amino-6-(5-phosphoribosylamino)uracil reductase activity. Bases 1 to 840 code for a protein of 279 amino acids. Gene Ontology annotation, biological process: riboflavin biosynthetic process. The transcript has a single exon. The record is from RefSeq and is a predicted model, not a curated record.
AUGAGUUCAGCACCUAGAGAUGCACUGGAGUUUCCAGAGUCAGACAGGGGGUUCUUAGAGCCUCAUCUACCGCCACAGGAUGGCUCGGCACCUGAGUCUGAUCUCCCCUUCACAACACUCACAUUCGCGACCUCGCUUGACUCUUCUCUAGCUCUGUCCCCUGGUGCACGUACGGUACUCUCAGGCCCUCAGUCUAAGGCAAUGACUCAUUAUCUGCGAUCCCGCCAUGACGGAAUUAUCAUUGGCGUUGGUACGGCAGUGGCAGACGAUCCCGGUCUCAACUGUCGAAUCACAGGAGUCGGUGGUUAUGGCCAGGAGGGCCUAGCUGGCCAACCUCGACCAGUUGUGAUUGAUCCAACAGCCCGAUGGGAGUUUUCAGACGACAGCAAGCUGUUCCAACUUUGCAGAGAGGGGCGUGGCCGUGCCCCAUGGAUCAUCACCGCGGUUGACAAACCGAACGCCAAGAAGCAAGCGUUGCUGGAAAGAUACGGCGGAAGAUUCAUCUCAGUAAAAAUGAUUAGAACGCAUACCGGCCGACAUCAGAUUGACUGGCCAGAUUUGCUGGUCACCCUGAAAUCGAACGGCCUCGGGAGCGUGAUGAUAGAGGGUGGUGGUCAGGUCAUCAAAUCCCUUUUGAGCCCACUUUACAUGUCUUUGCUAGACAGCGUGAUUGUUACUAUUGCUCCCACAUGGCUGGGUGAAGGUGGUGUGGUCGUCUCCCCCGCUAGGCGCUUUGACGAGGAUGGAAAUGCGAUCUCUGCAGCAAGAUUGAAGAAUGUCAAAUGGUACCCAUUUGGGGAAGAUGUCGUCCUCUGUGGGCAGAUCAAGCUCUCUGACUGA